Uranotaenia lowii is the source of this 2961-nucleotide messenger RNA. It is a transcript of the gene Nhe1, whose product is annotated as sodium/hydrogen exchanger 8. The coding region runs from base 258 to 2330 and encodes 690 amino acids. Gene Ontology annotation, biological process: regulation of pH; sodium ion transport; proton transmembrane transport. The transcript has 3 exons. Lineage: Eukaryota; Metazoa; Arthropoda; Insecta; Diptera; Culicidae. The record is from RefSeq and is a predicted model, not a curated record. Gene Ontology annotation, molecular function: sodium:proton antiporter activity. Gene Ontology annotation, cellular component: membrane; Golgi apparatus.
ACCGCGAGAACCAUAUUUUUCUGACGCGCGGGCAAUUCUGCGUGAAUCGGUGGAAUGGAUGUCCAAUCUGUUUCGUGUUUUUUUGAGUGGAUAAAUAACUUAACGCUAUAGUUCAGUGAUUUCGAUUAACCGGAAAAAUUAGUUCAACAGAAAGCUAGAUUCGUUAUAAGUAAUAUGCCAAACCGCACCCGUCAAGGCUAGAAGGAACAUUCCCUUUCUCCUUCGCUAGAAAAAGCUCAACAAAAAUAUAAAAAGUUAUGACUAACAGUUUCAAUGCCACGAUGAAAUCGGGAAUUAUCUAUUUUCUUCUGGUAUGUAUAUUUCUCUUCACCACCUUCUACAAUGUCGCAUCGGAUGUCCAGCCACCGGGAGCUGUGUCCCAAACAGUGCAAAUAACCAGUGUGAAUAACGCCUCCAGUAAUGGAAUUUCCGUGGCCUCUACUAAACCUCCGGAUUCGAACGGAACAGUAUCAACAGCUGUAAAUGACCAACAAACUCAGCAGCAGAAAAAGGAACUAGUUGAUACAUCGGGCAAAAAUGCCACCACAACAAUGUCUCCGGAAAAAAAUGCAGUCGAACAGGAGCAUUACAGCUCGAUGUCGAUCUUUUUUGUGCUGUGUGUGAUUGCCCUUGGAAUUCUGCUGAUCCACAUGAUGCUGCAAACUGGAUUCCAGUAUCUGCCCGAAAGCAUCGUUGUCGUAUUUCUUGGCGCUUUGAUUGGAUUAAUUAUUAACAAUUCCUCCAUAAAAAGUAUUAACUGGGAACGGGAGGAAGUAUUUUCGCCAACGGCAUUCUUCCUGGUGCUCCUUCCGCCGAUUAUAUUCGAAUCUGGCUACAAUUUGCACAAGGGAAACUUUUUCCAAAACAUCGGUUCUAUUCUUGUUUUCGCCAUUAUCGGAACAACUAUCUCGGCUCUCGUCAUCGGGAGUGGCGUUUAUUUUUUGGGCCUGGCGGAAGUUGCCUACCGGUUAAACUUUGUAGAAUCUUUUGCCUUCGGGUCACUUAUUUCGGCAGUUGAUCCAGUGGCAACUGUAGCCAUUUUCCAUGCUCUCGAUGUCGAUCCCAUCCUCAACAUGUUGGUGUUUGGAGAAAGUAUCCUGAACGACGCUAUAUCUAUUGUUUUGACGACAACGGUAAUGCCUAUGGUUUCCGGAUCAGGAACGGAGGGCACCGGAGAAUCCAUAUUUUCGGUUCUCAACACAUUCUGUAUGAUGUUUUUCGCAUCGGCCGGUAUAGGAGUGGUUUUUGCGCUUAUGAGUGCUUUGCUUCUAAAGCAUGUGGAUCUUAGAAAGCAUCCGUCGCUGGAGUUUGGAUUGAUGCUGGUCUUCACCUAUGCACCAUAUGUGCUGGCAGAGGGUAUACACUUAUCUGGUAUUAUGGCCAUCCUGUUCUGCGGCAUUGUUAUGUCUCAUUAUACUCACUUCAAUCUUUCGACGGUAACUCAAAUUACCAUGCAACAAACGAUGCGAACGCUAGCCUUUAUUGCGGAGACAUGUGUUUUCGCCUAUCUCGGAUUGGCCAUUUUCAAUUUCAAGCACCGCUGCGAGCUGUCGUUCGUUAUUUGGGCUAUUGUACUGUGCUUGAUCGGACGGGCCUGUAAUAUUUUUCCCCUAGCAUGGUUGGUGAAUCGAUUCCGAGAGCACAAGAUAACCAACAAGAUGGCCUUCAUCAUGUGGUUCUCAGGUCUGCGGGGUGCAAUCUCGUACGCGCUCUCCUUACAUCUACAAUUUUCCAGCGAAGAAACCCGACACGUGGUCAUUACGACCACGCUGAUAAUUGUGCUUUUCACUACCCUUUUCUUUGGUGGUUCCACAAUGCCACUGAUGAAAUUUUUAGCUGGAGGGAAGAAAACGCGCCGCACUAGCUUACGGGCUAGUCGUUUGGGUAAGAAAAAGAAAGAAAAAGCUCUGUCGCUCAGUAAAACGCGCGAAUGGGGUCAGGCUAUCGACUCGGAACAUUUAUCCGAACUAACGGAAGAAGAAGAAGUUAGCUUUACGCAGUCAAAAUUGGUUGGGUUUGCCCGGUUGGAUCGCAAAUUUUUCACACCGUUUUUCACCAGGAGAUUCACCCAUCAGGAACUACACGACUGCAAAAGUCAAAUGGCAGACCUCACCAACAAGUGGUACCAGGCGAUAAGGAUUUCUCCAGACGACCUGGAUGAGGAAGAUGAAGAUGGCGGGGAUGAAGACGUUGUCUCGAUUGCCACAUCGGAGCGCUCGACCAACAUUCUAGUGGAUAACGGUGGUGGUGGUAAUAUGGGGCCAUCCACGGGUGGCAGAACAAAGCAUCAGGGUCAAGGUGUGACCAAUCCCAAACGCCCCCGGUCCUGAUUGUCCCGGAAGGACAGCGACACUGCGUCUUCAUUGUGCAACACAUCGCUGGAUGUGGGAAUGGAAGUUUUUCUGUAAAAAUGUAAGUUUACGAGUCGAGUAUCAAAAGAUGAGGAAGGAAUUAAUAUUAUGAAAACCAAAGCCAAAAACGAUUUCCGCUUAAAAUAAUCCUGCUGUGAGUAAAAGAAUAGUAUGCUUGUAUUAUACUAGGUAUCCACUGCAAAUAUGGCUUGUUAGAUACAAGUCUCGAUACGUAACCGGUAAAGGUUUGUUUUAAUUCAUGUAUAUUUAAACAAUGAUAUACAUAAGCGUAAUAUUAAGUAAAGGUUACAUAUAUCAAAGCUAGUCGAAUCAUCAGUAAAAUGUGUUAUAAACGUAAAUUGAAAAAUUUCUUACCCUAUUUAUUUUAUGUUGUGUAUGAGACAGGCUAAGCAGUUUGCAUCAUUCCUAUCCGCACAAAUGGUUUAUGAAUACAGUUGGUUAUUAAACGGUUUAUCAAAAUAAAUGUAUAUGACUUCAUUAAAUUUUUCCCGCAUCGUGCUGUUCAUGAUCGAAACAAACAUUAGUCUUGCUGUUGAAAAAAGCUCUCAUCUAUUUGUCGUACCUAAUAAAUAAUGUUAAAAGCAUAAAA